This is a messenger RNA of Phyllopteryx taeniolatus (common seadragon), 2755 nucleotides long. RefSeq names its product follistatin-related protein 1-like. Gene Ontology annotation, biological process: regulation of BMP signaling pathway; cell differentiation; multicellular organism development. Gene Ontology annotation, molecular function: calcium ion binding; protein binding. The record is from RefSeq and is a predicted model, not a curated record. NCBI's taxonomy places the organism in Eukaryota, Metazoa, Chordata, Actinopteri, Syngnathiformes, Syngnathidae. The coding region runs from base 1 to 1236 and encodes 411 amino acids. The transcript is spliced from 12 exons.
AUGAAACGACACACUGGGAAGAGGAGGCGAGAGAGAGUGAUGAAGGUGCAAAGACCUGAAGCAAGGCCUUCCUCCUCUUCUUCUCCCUUCUCCAUUGUGGAGAAAAAACAAAAACAAAAAACAAAACAAAAACCAGACCUUUCCAUUGGCUCUUUACCCGGGAGAGGAGGAGAAAGAUGGGAGGACCUGCUCGAAUUCCUCAAAGCUGCUCAGAUUUCCUUCGAGCCGCCGUCGAGCGACGAACAUCCACUCGGCUACUUUUCUCCUUCGCCGAGCUCAAGCAAGCUCUUCGCUGAAACGAUGUUACGAGGUGUCGCUGUGUUCCUUCUGCUAGCUCUGGCUCUUUCUCGCGCAGAGGAGCUGCAGAGCAAGAGCAAAGUGUGUGCCAAUGUCUUCUGUGGCGCAGGCCGGGAGUGUGCCGUCAAUGAGAAGGGAGAGCCCAGCUGCCUGUGCAUAGAGAGCUGUAAGCCCCACAAGAGGUCAGUAUGUGGCAGCAACGGUAAGACCUACAGGAACCACUGCGAACUGCACAGGGAUGCCUGUCUGAGCGGACUGAAGAUCCAAGUGGCCCACGACGGACACUGCCGCGAGAAAAAGAGUGAGCAGGCAGCUGCCAGCCCAGUGGUGUGUUACGCUGCAGACCGCAACGAGCUGAGGGGCCGUGUGAUCCAGUGGCUGCAGACUGAGGUAGUCCCAGAUGGCUGGUUUGUCAAGGGCUCCAACUUCUCUGACAUCCUGCUCAAGUACUUCAAGUCGUACGACAGCGGCGAUUCCACGCUGGACUCCUCUGAGCUGCUCAAGUUCAUCCAGCACAAUGAGUCAGUGGCGACUGAGAUGCAGUCCUAUGCCGACCAGGAUAGCAACGAGCUGCUUCGGAGUCUCUGCGUCGAUGCCCUCAUUGAGCUGUCCGAUGAGAAUGCCGACUGGAAGUUGAGCUUUGAUGAGUUUCUCAACUGCCUGAAGCCCGGAUUCAACCCGCCCGAGAAGAAAUGUGCCUUGGAGGAUGAGACUUUCGAGGACGGCGCAGAGACACAGGUGGAGUGUAACCGCUGCGUGUGUGCAUGCGGCAACUGGGUAUGCACUGCUAUGACCUGCACAGACAAGACAGCUGCUGUGGACGAGUCAACAGAUGGUGGUGCGGAGAUGACAGAGGAGGAGUGGAACCUCCGUGUGGCCGAGCUGAACAAACACCAGGAAACAGUGGAAAAAAUGAAAGCUAGCACAAAGGAGGCCUAAAUGAGGAUGCGGAAAAAGAGAGGAUGCACACUACCACCCUUCCUCCAUACUUGACUUACCUUGCAGCCUGUGUGUUGUUCUGACUUUGACAUGUUUUCUGUACUAUUAUAAUUGUUAUUAUUAUAAAUUUUUUUACAGUGUUAUGUUGACGUUGUUUGAUUACAGGGACUAUCUUAUGAUUCCCUAGUGUUCAGUACUGUCAUAUUUGAUUGUAUUAACUACUAUUGUACACUUCUUACUACAUAUUUUUGCAGUUCUUAAGGUAAAAAAAAAAAAAACAGGAUGUCAGUGUUUUAGAGAUUUAAAAGCAUUGGUUUCAUGGUUAGAAGCAAGGUAGUGGGAGGGUUCAACUGCAAGUUAUACAUAUAUACCAUACUCGACCAAUGCCCUCAUUUUAUUUCUCUUAACCUUUCUUGAUUCAUCCAACCAACCAACCUGAGCUGUUUUGCAUGUUAUUAGGCAUUCUGUGACAAUUUUUUUACAUUUUUUUUUUUUUUAAAUCUUGUAUUUCCAGUUUCUUGGUGCCAUUUGAGUUGUAGCUUGUCAUGUUCCCACUCAGAUACACUGUAAGGGCAAAGGUAUUGGGACACUAACAUACUACUUUGUUGAUGCAAUGUACAUCCCUCUCCGGGGGUCUCUUCAUCUGUGUCGCUUUCAUGCAUACGGUAGAUUGUUCGCACACAGAUCCUGGAUCAGAGCUGUAGCUUUAUCCAGCUUUGCCUUUUUACACGGAACCCAAAUUGUUUUCAUUCACUCCCACUCUCUAUGUUGCUGUUCUGUAAAAGUAGCACUGACAUGGAAUAGGGAGUACAAAGUCGAGUAUCUGAGUCGGUAUGGUACCUUUGUGUAAGGGAAUGGUGGAAAGAUGGAUUAGAAGUGUGCAGUUGAACUUCUGACACUCACAUCUGCCAUCCUAUUGUGUUGAAAGCCAAGUUGUCGCAAAGGCAGAUAAAUGUUCCCUGUGUCAAACUUCACACUUCUGCCCCGCCUUUCCAGCAUUCCCUUGCGAGACCGCAUCUGAGCAUAGUGUGGGGAGGGGGCGGGGGGGGGGGGGGGGGACGUCUGAAACCAAAGAUGUGCUGAAGAUGUUUUGAAUUAUGUACACAAAUUUCCAGGUAACAAAUUACUCUGGACCCAGCAACAACACUUAUACCUUUCAAAAUUACUCUUUAAAAAAGGACUAGCCUUGCUUUUGUAAGUACAUAACUAACCGGAUGCGUGUGUUUUGUGUGUUUGAGAGAGCAAGUGUGUGUCUGCUGUUAAAUGUGCUUUUCUUUUUCGUAUCUUGAUUAGUUAAAAUCCUGCGUCUAAAUUAGGAAAAUAAAAAAAAUAAUAAUUGUGCCUUUGACUUGCAAAUAGUGUUUUGACCACACAGUGAGAGUGGUUUUGCUGAUGUUUGGUUGUUGGUGAGUGGCAUGUGACUCAUACAUAUAAAUACCUUGUGGAGAUCUUUAUAGACCACUAAAAGUGACUGUAAGGAAUAUGUAUGGAAGCUAAUAAAUCUUUGUACACCAGAUAA